Messenger RNA from Sitodiplosis mosellana (orange wheat blossom midge), 973 nucleotides. RefSeq lists its product as uncharacterized. NCBI's taxonomy places the organism in Eukaryota, Metazoa, Arthropoda, Insecta, Diptera, Cecidomyiidae. Gene Ontology annotation, biological process: negative regulation of retrograde protein transport, ER to cytosol; negative regulation of VCP-NPL4-UFD1 AAA ATPase complex assembly; positive regulation of autophagy. The transcript is spliced from 3 exons. The record is from RefSeq and is a predicted model, not a curated record. Gene Ontology annotation, cellular component: endoplasmic reticulum membrane. The coding region runs from base 346 to 588 and encodes 80 amino acids.
UUCAUUAUUUUGCGACGUAAAAUAAUCUUGAAAUGGUUUUCUUCUACAAUUUUAUUUAAAUGACAUAAAAAGCAAUGAAAUUCUGAUUUUUUUUCUCGAUUUUCUCGAUUUUCUCUCUAAUUGAAGCAUUGCAAGCGCUUUCGAAGUUGAUAACGUGUACUAAACGCUAAUCUGUGAUGACAUUCCAACGAAAAGUGCAAGUAGUCAGGCUGAUAAAAGAUACAAUGUUCUGUGUAAAUGUAAAUAAAGUAUGAAUAAGUGAGGUCGUACAAGUGUUUUUGCGCUUAUUUUGAUUUUUUAUUUCAAUAUCGUUGAUUGUGAAAUUAUUGAUAAAAUCGAAAGAAAAUGGGUACAGCGUGCUCAUCAUGCUUCAAGGGAGAAGAAACUGUUGUUGUUCAACCAGAUUUGGCUGCUCGACGUCAAAUGCAAGUCGAGGCCGCCGAACGUAGGCGACAGGAGAGUGAAUCGCGUGGUGUAAAAAAUCCAGAAAAAGUGAGUCGAUUGCAACUACGCGCUGAAAAAAUUGAACAGGCCGAAUUAGAAGCAGCCAAACGUGGCGAACCCGUUCUAAGAUGGACAUCUGAUUGAAAUGGUCUAGUUUUGGACAUGCACAUCUGGAGAUAGCUUACUUGCACUGUGAUAACUUCAGUUAAAUGUGAAAUUCAACCACAGAUUUAUUGUUCUUUUUAACGUUAAUAUUAUUGUUUCCACGUUCAACAACUCGUCUAUAGUCUGGCUUCUGAAUCGAAUUCUGUCGAAGUUAAAAAUAUGUCAUUUUUUAGUCAUUGAAACCAAAUUGUUGUACCGUUAUUCGUGUGCAAAUCAAAAACCAAAAAAUUUUUUUUUCGAGAAAACUUUUAAAUACAUUACACGCUCAAAAUGCCAUUUUUCUUCAGGCAAAACAGCUGUAAAUCUCCAUAAAUCUAUAUAUUCAUUGUUUACGUGUUAUUAAAUAAAUAAAAUCAUUGAAAAA